AAUUAGCAAUAAGUUUUUCUUCAGUAAUACUCAAAUUCUAGUGAUGCAAUGAAUGUCUGCUCACACAUUAAUAAGAAUACCGUUACCUAAUUCUUGCAAAGUAAUUUCAUAUAUUUAUCAAAAACCUGAAAAUAUCUAUAUCCUUUGACCUACACAUUGCACUCCUGUGACUACGUCUAAGGAAAGAAUCAUAACUAUGGAAAAUUUUAUGGACAAAAAUGUGAGUCACACUUACUUACAAAUGGUAAAAUUAGGCAAACAGUAGUGUUAAAGGAAUUUAAACAAUUACAAGGACUUAGUGGAAAUUUACAUAAUCAUGGAAAAUGUUUUCAAAGUGCUUGCAGCAACACGAAAGGCGCUGAUGGUGUAAUGCAAAGUAAAAAGUGUAACACUGCAUGCAUGGCUGUUUAUACACUUUUAUAGAAAAAAAGGCUGGAGGAAAAAUCCAAGGAAAAAGUAUUUUAACCUGAUUAAAUCCUACGAUUAUGAGAAAAAUUUCCAAAACCGUGUAUUGAAUUAAAAAAUACCCAACUCUUGAGCCAGGCUGUGGUGAUUCUUUUUCUUUCCUUGGGCCUGGGGGUUUAAGGCUGCGGAAGAGGGAAAGCUCAGAGACCCCAACUCCUCGGCCUUCUUAAAAGCGUCCGGGUUCCGGGCAAUUCCCCGCCUUUCCCUGGCCCCAUCCCUAAGGCCCGGCUGGCAGGGGCCCAUCCCCCAGCAGGGCCGGAGCCUGCGGCCGCUCACCGACAACAGGCGCGGCAGACACGUGGGGAGGUAGCCGGCGCCCGCGGGGAGGGGUUGGAAGGUAUGGGUAGGUGUGUCCGGGCAUGGGAGGAACCAAUGCUGGCCUUCACCAGGGGUAAAUCUUCUCGUACUGCUUGUGGGUCGAGGUCCGGGGGAAAGCUGUACCCACGCCCUGAUUCCCAUGGUGGACAAACGAUGAACACACAUCCUCGAAAGCAGCGGCUGCGAUCCUGCGCUGUCCGCGACGCCUGGCCCCAGAGUCACCUCGCGCGUCCCUCCCGGCUCGGCGCGGUGGAACGGCCCGCGCGACGUCACCCAUUGUUUACAAAUCAACCCGAGCCGGCAGGAUUCCGGCUCCCCGGCUGCAGGCGGCGCGCACCGCGAGUACUCGCCACGCCGGCUCCCGCGUCCCUGGCGCCGGCCCCGGCCUCGCGGCCGGGUGCGCGGCCGAGCUGCGCCCUACUGCGUGGCGGAGCUCCCCGCAGGCCCCAGCGCGCUGUCCGCGCCGUGCCGGAGAGGAUGGCUCCGGGGCGCUGUUGCCUCCCGACGCCUGCAACAGCGACGGUGGACCCAGGCGGGUGCCCGCGCCUGCGACGACGACCCGCACCGGCUCUUGCAGCAGCUGGUGCUCUCGGGAAACCUCAUCAAGGAGGCGGUGCGAAGGCUCCAGCGAGCCGUCGCCGCGGUUGCAGCCACCAGCCCAGCGAGUGCUCCUGGGCCCGAGGGCACCCGCAGCGGACCGGAUUCUGUCGCCCUGCAGACCUCGGGCGCAGUUCUCUGACCCGGGCCUCCCAGAAGAGGAAGAGGACGCCACCGCGCAGAUCUUGCUGCGUCCCUGCCCCUGUCUACCCAGAGCUGAAGCGGCUGUUCCCGUCGUGUGGGC
This is a messenger RNA of Chinchilla lanigera (long-tailed chinchilla), 1624 nucleotides long. RefSeq names its product frequently rearranged in advanced T-cell lymphomas 2 (gene Frat2). Gene Ontology annotation, cellular component: cytoplasm. The record is from RefSeq and is a predicted model, not a curated record. Lineage: Eukaryota; Metazoa; Chordata; Mammalia; Rodentia; Chinchillidae.